UUCAUGUUUGGCGCGAAACCUCUCGGGUGGGUGAUGUAACGCAGCACAGCCUUUCGCCCCUGGCGAUCGCGAAGUCGCGAAAAUUGCGGACGGGUUUUGGACCAAGUGGUGGGCGCUCUUCUGCCUCGCCAUCCCGACCGCCACCAGCAUCGCCCUCCUCGUCGCCGACGCGGAGACGCGAGUCUUCUCCAGCCCCGCGUCCGACUUUAUACGAGAGAACCGCGCCUCCACGCAGCUGGUGGUGCAGGUGUUAUCGACCCCCUGACUUUGCUGCAGAGUCUGGCCGCCUGCCACCUGAUUAAGUACGGCGGGAUCCUCCAUUUCGCCGAUGGGCCGCACAUGACGACGAGGCAGCUCCGGGGGUGGAGGAGCAUGACGACGGUCAAGAUCGACACCAACGUCUCCCUCGCCCACAUCGCCCCGGCCGCCGCCGCCGUCGCCAUGGCCGUCACGGCCUUUGGCAGCACCAGCCUGACACAGGAAUACCCGUUCGAGGUGGAUGCCACAGGGCCGUCGGUCCAGACGCGCCAGGGCACGCUCGGCUACUCGGCGGGCAUCAAGAACAUCGACGCGCUUAUAUCUUUGGCCGUCUCGGCCAACCCCGGCCGGCGGUUCAUCUACGUCGGCCGCACCGUGAGCUACAGCUACAACGAGAAGGGCUACGAGGCCGUGCACCGCCUUCACAAUCUGGGGGCCAAAUCCUCGGGCGCGUGUUCCCGGUCGUCGGCGGCCAGCAGGACGCAUCGGGCGCUCAGCGCGACGCAAUGCACCGUGGAAUUUAUGCCUGCGCGCUUCAGCUUUAACGUCAGCCUGGUCGACCGGAACAUCUCAGUCGCCAAAAUCGAGCGCGGCCUGGGACGCGCGGGCGCGGUCCCGGAUGUGGACCUCGAGAGGAGCCUAACCACGGCCCUGAUGCGGCAGUUCCAGAUCAUAUCCAACCACCUCACUAACCUGUACGAGUUGGUGCUGGGCAACGCGCUGCUCGCCAGCGUUGCGGCGUGUAACAGUUCCAACAACGCCGCCGAGACGGUUUCCCAGGAGCGAGCCACGCUCGCGGGCGUGGAGAACGCCCCUGGUCGUUAUAACGGACGACAUGCUCGCCAGCUUCCGAGGCGGAGCCCUGGGCGCCGGCGGGGAGACGUCACCAAUGUCGAACCGGCACUUCGGAUCCAAGAGAGAUCUAAGCUCACCGUUGUUGCACGAGCGGCGGCCAAGACAUAG
Molecule: messenger RNA, 1221 nt
Organism: Gaeumannomyces tritici R3-111a-1
Lineage: Eukaryota; Fungi; Ascomycota; Sordariomycetes; Magnaporthales; Magnaporthaceae
Exons: 5
Coding region: 340-1221 (293 amino acids)
Source: RefSeq, a predicted model, not a curated record